This is a messenger RNA of Candidula unifasciata, 177 nucleotides long. NCBI's taxonomy places the organism in Eukaryota, Metazoa, Mollusca, Gastropoda, Stylommatophora, Geomitridae. The record is from the annotation of a GenBank genome assembly.
GCUUGGAUUAUGAGGAGGAAAUCUCAGAUGUUGAUGAUUUGACCGGUUGGGAUUAUAAAGCUGCUGUUAAACACAACCACCAUUCCCAGAGAGAAUCUACAUUCGUCUCAUACUUCACCACAGUUAUCACCACAAUUAUCACUUCAGUUAUCACGACUGUUACAAACACAUUUUCAG